Messenger RNA from Candidula unifasciata, 1365 nucleotides. Lineage: Eukaryota; Metazoa; Mollusca; Gastropoda; Stylommatophora; Geomitridae. The record is from the annotation of a GenBank genome assembly.
AUGAGAAUAUUGCCUCGGGUGAACGAGGAUGUUAAUGAAGAAUGGAUCUCAGACAAAGCACGGUUUGCUUAUGAUGGGCUGCUGUUGCAAAGACUGACGACACCAUUUGUGAAAAAUAAUGACGAUGAGUUAGAGCCUGUUGACUGGGAGACUGCUUUUAUUAAGGUAGCUGAAAGGGUAAAAAUCUGUGAUGGGUCAGUGAUGGCUGGCGUUGCUGGGAGUCUGGCUGAUGCUGAAGCCAUGGUGUGUUUGAAAGACCUGCUGAACAGUCUGGGUUGUGAGACUCUGUGCACCGAGGAGAUGUUUCCCACAACCAAAUCUGGAAUUGACUUCAGAUCCAACUACAUCUUGAAUUCCACCAUUCCAGGGAUUGAAGAAUGCGACGUCUUGCUUCUCAUAGCCACCAACCCACGACUGGAGGCUCCUCUUGUCAAUGCACGUAUAAGGAAGACUUGGUUACAUACAGAUAUGUGUAUCUUUGUUGUGGGUGCACCAGUGGACUUAUCCUACGAUUACCAGUAUUUAGGUGAUAGCUUUGCUGUGCUGGAGGACAUCAAUAAAGGAGUGCACCCCAUGGCCAAAGCGCUGAAGCUGGCAAACAAGCCGAUGAUCAUCCUGGGCAGUGCUGGCAUGCAGCGCUUAGACAGUGGCCCUAUUUAUGACAUUGUCCGCAACAUUGCCGAAGAUGCCGAAUGUCACUGCGCGCAUGAGAACUGGCAGGUCUUCAAUUUUUUGCAUCAGAGUGCUUCACAAGUGGGCGCCCUUGACCUGGGCUAUCAGGCGGGGAUUAAUCCAGUGAAGACACUCAAACCUCAACUCGUGUUUCUGCUGGGAGCAGACGCAGGUGCGGUCAAGAGGGAUGACUUGUACCAGAACUGUACGGUGGUUUAUAUUGGCCAUCAUGGAGACUAUGGAGCACACAUGGCAGAUGUCAUCCUUCCCGGGGCAGCUUACACGGAGAAGCAUGCUACGUACGUCAACACAGAGGGCAGGGUUCAAGAAGUUUGCCAGGCUGUGGCUCCCCCUGGUAUGGCAAGACAGGACUGGACAAUUAUCAGGGCUUUAUCAGAGAUUUUGAAUGUGCCUCUUCCAUAUGACAAACUGAAAGAUGUGCGGUCGCGGCUUGUUGAGGUUUCACCAACAUUUGCACAUCUGGAUGUUGUUGAAAAGACUGGCUUCGCUUUUAUAUCUGACAGGACAUGCAGGGAGAAGACAAUCACUGUGCAGAAACAAACUGCACCACUAGUCUCGCCAUUUGUGAAGCUGCGAGACUUUUACUUGACCGAUCCUAUCUCAAGAGCAUCCAUCACCAUGGCCAAAUGUGUCCACUCUUUGGACCAGUCAGAAGGGAACAAUCAGUACUAA